This is a messenger RNA of Erinaceus europaeus (western European hedgehog), 5175 nucleotides long. RefSeq names its product keratin, type I cuticular Ha8-like. Gene Ontology annotation, molecular function: structural molecule activity. The coding region runs from base 1908 to 3353 and encodes 481 amino acids. The transcript is spliced from 7 exons. The record is from RefSeq and is a predicted model, not a curated record. Lineage: Eukaryota; Metazoa; Chordata; Mammalia; Eulipotyphla; Erinaceidae.
UUUAAUUAGUCUGUAGACUCCUAUCCACAAUAACAAUUUUAUUCCUUAGGACUUACAAAUUACUCAGCUUCCUUCAUGAGUUUCCCCAAAUCCCUUCCCAAAUUGCAUUAUCUGUUUCACACAUACAUGGGGGGGGGGGGAGUCUUAAUUGUCAAAAUCUGUUUGCUAGGCUUUAUUUUAAUUUAAUUCAGUUUAAAAACCAUUUUCAUUUGAUUUAUUCUUCUAUCCACAGGGGAUUUAAAAGUGUACUCUGAAGUUUUCAAAGACCAGAAAUUAAUUUAGAAUAUAGGUUUCUCUUUCAUGGUUUCUGUCCUAUUGAUUUCCAUUAAUGUUUAUACAAAGAACAUGUUUUUUAUUAUUAUUUUUUUUAACAAGGAACCUGUGGGAGUCAGGUGGUAGUGCAGUGGGUUAAGUGCACGUGGCACAAAGCACAAGGACCGGCAAAAGGAUCUUGGUUUGAGCCCCCAGAUCCCCAUCUGCAGGGGAGUCGCUUCAUAAGCGGUGAAGCAGGUCUGUAAGUGUCUUUCUCUUCCCCUCCUCUCUCUAUUUCUCUCUGUCCUAUCCAACAAUGAAGACAUCAACAACAAUAAUAACUACAACAAUAAAAACAACAAGGGCAACAAAAGGGAAUAAAUAAAUACAUAAAAAAGGAACCUGCAUAUUUAUUUUUGAGGCUAGUUGGCUUCCAGGGCAGAUCUUUAUCUAUGGAAUAGUCCUGGCAUUCAGGUCUUUCACUAAACCUGGAAAAAGGGCAAAUUUCCAGUGCUGACAUGUCUAUUUUUCAUAAUCAAUGCCAACUCCGCUAGGCUCUUUUCCACUUUCCAAACAUGUUUGGUUUUGCUCUUGUUGGUGUCUAUGAAAGAUGCUCUCUCCCUCAAUCAUUAUUGGAAACCAUCUUUCAAAAACACAUUUUGCAUAUUUCCUAUUCCAUGUAAUCUUUUUUUCUUUUUCUUAAUCUUUCAGUGUGCUCUGGUCUACUUAAAACCUGUAACACUUUCAUUGAGGUGGUUUGUUUUAAAUGCUCUCUUUCGAACUUUUUAAAAAUAUGUAUUUAUUUGGAUAGAGACAAGGAGAAAUUGAGGAAGGGAAGAAAGAGGAGAGCGAAAGAGACCUACUGCUUUACUGUUUAUAGAAAUUUUCCCUCUGGGGGCUUGGAUCCAGAUUCUUGAACAUAGUAACAUAUAUGCUCUACUGGGUGUCCCACCACAUGGCUACUUCUUUUUUAGUGUUUAGAUUAUUAAGGUAAUUAAAACAAUUUCUUUAUUGGGGAAUUAAUGUUUUACAUUUGACAGUAAAUACAAUAGUUUGUAUAAGCAUAACAUUUACCAGUUUUCCAUAUAACAAUAUAACCCCCACUAGGUCCUCUGUCAUCCUUUUUGGACCUAUAUUCUCCCCCUCACGCACCCCAGAGUCUUUUACUUUGGUGCAAUACACCAACUCCAAAAAGUCAUUUAUUUUUUAUGGUUCUUAUUAACAUAUAACUCUUUUCCUCCAGGCAGGCCAAGUAGUGUCUUAUACCUGGCACUCCAUUAAUAUAUGCUAAAACACUCAGAUGGGGUAAUUUAUCCUUUUUUCUCCAUAUGGUGGACUGAUACAUAGUUUAGACUUGGCCACCAUGAGCUAGUGCCAGGUCAAAAAAGAAUAUAGGAGCAAGAGAGACUCUGAGGAGUGAAGAAGCUCCAAUUCUUGAUGAUCUCACAGACCUCAUUGUUGGAGAGGAAAGAGUUCAUAGCUACAGAACAUGGGCAAGUCUGAAGUCCUCCUCUCCUCUGCUUUCUGGGACCCUGCAGUGUUAGGAAGCUUCCUCUGUGUGUGAAGGCUUCUUUCAUGAGUUCAUUAACUCUUUACAGGAGGCAAGUAAAUCACUGACUAAUGGAGGGAUUGUAUAAAGAUUGACAUAAAUAUUAAUGAGGAAAAUAUUAGUUUUCUUGCACCAACACCCAUGGCAGGCCUAUAUAAAGUCUAGAGGAGAAGGAAGAAGGCCUCUGUCUUCAGCAAAUUCAUCUGUGGGCAAAGAAGGAGUCUGGUCUUUUAGUACCAUGAUGUCUAACAGCUGCAGUUCUCUCCUCUGUGGGCAUGUUUCAGAGUCCAAGGCUGUCCCCCUGUGCCUGUCGGCUACCCUGGCACAUGCCAACCGAAUCCGUGUGCCCCCCACCCCUCUGGGCAGAUCCAGCCUCUGUCUGCCCAACAGCUGCCAUAGUGCUUGCCCCUUGCCAGGGACUUGUGACAUCCCAGGCAACAUUGGGAGCUGUGGGGCCUAUGGAGAAGGCACCCUAAAUGGCCAUGAGAAGGAGAACAUGCAGUUUCUGAAUGACCGUCUGGCCAACUACUUGGAGAAGGUGCGUCAGCUGGAGCGGGAGAAUGCGGAGCUGGAGACCAAGAUCCUUGAGUGGAGCAAAUGCCAGGAGCCUAGCCUGUGCCCGGACUACCAGAGUUACUUCCGCAUCAUUGAGGAGCUCCAGCAGAAGAUCUUGUGCAUCAAAUCUGAGAACAACAGGCUGGUCGUGCAAACAGAUAAUGCCAAACUGGCUGCAGAUGACUUCAGGGGCAAGUAUCAGACAGAGCAUUCAUUGCACCAGAUAGUGGAGGCUGAUGUCUGCGGCCUGCGCUGGGCACUGGAUGACCUCACACUGGCCAAGUGUGACCUGGAAGCCCAGUUAGAGUCCUCGAAGGAGGAGCUGCUCUGUCUCAAGAAGAACCAUGAGCAGGAAGUCCAUACUCUGAGAUGUCAACUGGGGGACAAGCUGCGGAUUGAGCUGGACACUGAGCCCACUCUGGACCUGAACAGGGUGCUGGCGAACAUGCGGUGCCAGUAUGAGGCCGUGGUGGAGACCAACCGCCAUGAUGUGGAGCAGUGGUUCCAGGCUCAGUCUGAAGGCAUCAGCCUGCAGGCCAUGUCCUGCUCUGAGGAGCUGCAGUGCUGCCAGUCAGAGAUCUUGGAGCUGAGACGCACAGUGAACGCCCUGGAGGUGGAGCUUGAAGCUCAGCACACACUGAAAGACUGCCUGCAGAACUCCUUGUGCGAGGCUGAGGAACGCUUUGGCACUGAGCUGGCCCAGAUGCAGAGCCUGAUCAGCACUGUAGAGGAGCAGCUGUCUGAGAUCCGGGCUGACCUGGAGCGGCAGAACCAGGAGUACCAGGUGCUGCUGGACGUGAAGGCCCGUCUGGAGUGUGAGAUUGCCACGUACCGGAACCUUCUGGAGAGCGAGGAUUGCAAGUUGCCCUGCAACCCAUGUGCUACCCCAGCAUCCAUCACCCCUUGCCCAGCCCCUGUAGUCUGUAUGCCCUGUGCCCCCUGCAUUUCUGGGCCUGCUCGAGCCUCAUGUGCAUCCUGCCCAACAUCUCGAUGUUGAUGAGAAAUGUUUGUUGCCCCUCGACUUCCCUCUCUAGGUUAUACUUUCUCAGCCAGCUUAGCAGAGGCUUAAGCCUGGCAACCCUUCUCUGUUGGUGGACUUCCCAGCCUCUUCACACAGACUGGGUUUCUGGAUUUGUGCUUUCUCUCUUUAGGAUAUCUUGAAUGCCAUUUUUUUCCUCUUCCCUUGCCUCCUGGUUUCUCUGAGAUGUGCCAGCAAACUUGUUUUUAUUUUGCUAAUAAACCUCACUUGCAUAGCAUAGGAGUCCAAUGCUUGUUGGCCUCAGUUUCUCCUUCCCAAGUUGAGAAUGUUGCUGGGAGUUCCUUGAACCGGCUGUUCUUAUAGAAGCAAGACUUGUGGCUUACUCCCCAGAAGGUUCUGGGAGAUGGAAGAUUCAGCAAGGACUGUGGUUAAAAUGGAACUUCAGCAAACUCACAGAUAAGAGACACCAGCUGGAGAACCAGAUUCUCAGAGCUUUCAAAAUACAGACAUGAAAUAUACUCACUGUCCCUUAUCUGCAUGGUGCUGUCUGGUCCUCAUGCAAAGGAACAGCUCAGGUCAGAGGUUCUUCCUGAUCCUAUAGAACACUUACAGCUAAGUAUAGAUAGUAAGAGCCAGACACCAUGCUGGGUCUCUGUGACAUGCUAAUACACUGACCCAUAAAAACCCUACAAAGAAGGAACAGCUAUUGCUAUUUUCAGCAGGUGACUGACUGUAGACUCCCAGUUUCUUUGAACUCAAUUCAAAGCCCCGCCUUCACAAACUUUGAAGGGGAAAACAAUUAAACAUGAGGAAAUGCUGGGUGGAGGUUCUAAAAGUGUGGUCUUUCAACCAGCUUAUUGGCACCACCUAGGAACUUGUUGGCAAUGUCUAUUCUUGGGUCCCACCCCAGACUUCCUGAAUGAGAAGUUUGGUUUAUAUGGUUACCCAUAGGAUUCUAUGCAUAUUCAUGGUAGAGAACCACGGGUUUGAAGUUGUUAUUUGAGGAGUGAGUCCCUGCUUGGUUGGAUUCUUGGCAAGGGGGACUAGAUUUAUUCUUUUGAUAGAUCCCAAUGGGCAAGAAAUCCCUCAUUCCAUUGGGAUAGUGUUCUUUCUCUGUACAUUAUGGAGCUCUGAUGGUGAUUAUUGAACCUGCUAGACUCUCAGUGUAGGAGAGUAAUCAAACUGAUCCACUCAAUUUCCCCUCCACAGUCCUUCUGGCAGCUGCUUGGUAUGGAACUUGCAGGCACAAGAACCAGAAAUGACAAAUUUAGUUGAAGAUAACCUAUCUAUAGACAGUAGUCAGAGCUGGUCAGUGAUGAGAAACAGUGAGCUCCCCAUCACUGGAGGCGUUCAAGUAGGGCCUUGACAGCCAUCUGAUGGCAGUGUUGAGAAGUUUACUCAGGUACCUGAUGGCACUGGAUAAAAUGGUUGUAGAGAAUCUCCUAGUUCCUGCGUCUGUGACUCACUACUUUAUAGGUUUUGUUCAUCAGUGAAACCACAAGUAUUAAAGUAGAGGAGCCCACAAGCCCACUCUAGCUACUGGUUCUUGUCUUUACUCUCUGCUUCGUAAACUCUCUGAAUCAGUCACUUGCUGAGGAGUUUACAAAGUCCAGCUGAUGGUUGUUAACUCUGGCCUGUCCUGAUGCAGGAGUGGUCAUAUUUACAAGUCUCAAGAGUGAAGAUAACUUAAGGCAGGACCUGGAUAUUGGGUUUUGGGUUGCUCUCAAGCCCUGCAUCCUAUCUGCUGGUCACUCUAUGUAGACAGAACUGAUCCCCUUGGGAGGCCUCAUAAUUUUCAUUUUAGGGAGCUUAGGAAAGGUCAGAGACCUUCAUACCUUCC